AUGGCUAUAUUGGGAUGUGGGUAUAAUGGUUUCUUUCAAUUAUCACCAAAUUCUGCCAAAUUUUCUGAAUGGAAAGUGAAAGAGUUUAAAUCUAUACAACUUGAUUUAAAGCCCCAAGAAAAGAUUCUGCAAUGUGCUCUCUCUUGGUCUCAAAUUGCUUUUUCUACAGAUCAAAACAGAGUAAUUAUUUGUGGUUUCAACAAUAGUCAGUUGACUAUGGCUGAGUGUCAAGUAUCUGCAUUGUCAUUAGCCAUUGACUCAUUCCAGUUACUAAUAGCCACAAAAGAACAGGAUAUACACCAAUGGAAAAAAAAUGUUUGUCAACAAGUAAUUUGGAAAGAUGUGACAGAAAAAUGUAAAAUUACACAAAUUCAAGCUGGUGAAAUGAACUGUGUUGGCAUAAAAGAAGAUGGAUUUCCUGUUGAAAUUAACCAAUCACAAACAGAUGAAGAUGUAUUUUUUGCAUGUCGACCUUUUCCAUGCAAAACAAAAAUAAAAAGUGUUGCUUGUGGUGUUGAACAUGUUCUGAUGCUGUCUGAGUUUGGAUCUGUUCUUUCCUAUGGGAUUGGGAGUCGUGGCCAGACAGGACUUGGCACAACAGAAAGAAUACAGAAUGCUCCCCAAGUAAUUGAUGCAUUGGAAGGUGUGAAGAUGAUUGGAAUUGCUGCAGGAAAUUGGCAUUCAGCAGCUAUUUCAGAUUUUGGAGAUAUUUAUACAUGGGGUUGGAAUGAAAGUGGCCAACUUGGUUUACCCUGUCCAAAUUUUCCAGAUGCCUGCUCAGUGUCUGCAAAUAAUAAACCAAGCGAUAUAGAGAGAAGGGACUCUGUAUUAAUUCAAGCAUUACCUCAUUUGGUAUUUCUUCCAGGGGAGGAGAAAGGUGCCAUUGCCAUAAAAGUAGCUUGUGGUGCUCGUCAUACAGCUAUCCUCUCAGGAGACCACCAUCUGCUAACAUGUGGUUGGAAUGCCUAUGGUCAGUUAGGACAUGGAGACCUUGUCAGUCGAGACUGUUUGACAUAUGUUAAGCAAAGCUGUCUGUCAUCCUGUGAAGAUUGCAUAAAGGUAUUGGAUGUAUUCUGUGGUGGAUGGAAUACUGUUGUUCUUACAGACAUUUCUGGAUUCUCAUAG
Acanthosepion pharaonis is the source of this 1125-nucleotide messenger RNA. The record is from the annotation of a GenBank genome assembly. NCBI's taxonomy places the organism in Eukaryota, Metazoa, Mollusca, Cephalopoda, Sepiida, Sepiidae.